AUGUCGCUGCCCGUGCCGUCCCCCGCCCGUGUCUUCGCCGAGCUUGUCUCGGCCCAGUCUCCAACCCCGAGUCCCGCUCCGGUGAGACCUAGCGGCCCCUCGGCACCGCCCGGGCGGGAGGUGCAUGUGAGCGGCAGCGCGGAGCUGAGCGCCGGCCCGGACCGGGCGCGGGUGUCGCUGCGGCUGGGCAGCCGGAAGGAAGCGGCUGGAGCGGCGCGCAGCAGUGUGGCCCGCCGGCUGCAGUACAUCGCCCAGAGCGCCCGACAGCGCGGCAUCCUGGAAGAAAAUAUGACUGUAACAGAGGAUUUUAGUAGAGUAGAAAAUACUUACCAAAUGGAAGCAGAGGUCUGUAUUGUAUUCAGUGAUUUUGGAAAAAUGCAGAAUGUUUGCAAUCUACUAAUUGAAAAGUUAGGAACCUCUGUUACCAUCAGUCCACCUCAUUUCUACCAUACACCAGAAGCUGUAGACAACCUUCGCCGUCAAGUCUGUGUGGCUGCUGUUGGGAACACACGACGGAAGGCUCAAGAAGUCUGUCACCUGUUUGGCCAGUCCCUGGGAAAACCUUUGUUAAUAAGAGAAGAAGAAACAAAAGAGUGGGGAGGUCACAUAGACAGUCAUUUGCCACACUCCCCAGAUUCCCUGACUCUGCAAGAGAGAAUCCAGAACGCUACUGCACAUGCUUCCUGUAGAGUGUUUGCUGUGUUUGAGAUAAAGGGAAAAGGAAACAGAAGAACCAAGUUGCUCUAG
This is a messenger RNA of Indicator indicator, 747 nucleotides long. RefSeq names its product interleukin 1 receptor associated kinase 1 binding protein 1 (gene IRAK1BP1). Bases 1 to 747 code for a protein of 248 amino acids. NCBI's taxonomy places the organism in Eukaryota, Metazoa, Chordata, Aves, Piciformes, Indicatoridae. The transcript has 4 exons. The record is from RefSeq and is a predicted model, not a curated record. Gene Ontology annotation, biological process: immune response; canonical NF-kappaB signal transduction.